Molecule: messenger RNA, 912 nt
Organism: Aphis gossypii (cotton aphid)
Lineage: Eukaryota; Metazoa; Arthropoda; Insecta; Hemiptera; Aphididae
Product: gametocyte-specific factor 1 homolog
Exons: 2
Coding region: 178-549 (123 amino acids)
Source: RefSeq, a predicted model, not a curated record
UUCGUUGCGUAUCCGUGAAUAUGAUAAUAUCAUAUAAUAUUAUCUGUGAUAUUAUCACGGAUUUCUAUGAAAUAUAUAGAUAUCUGUGAUUAGAUUUUCAGACUUUCACAGAUACACUUUUCAGUAAUUUUGUAAUUAAUUUAACCAUGGUUGUAUCACUACGUUACUAUAUUAGAGAUGUCUUCAGAAAAAGAAUUGAGUAAUGAUCAAUCCAAUCAAGAGGUUAUUGAUUUUGGUAUUUACUAUUUGGACAUGGUGCAAUGUCCAUUAAAUCCAAACCACAAACUUCGACGUCACAGGUUGCCGUAUCAUCUUUUAAAGUGCAAAAAGAUGUUUCCAGAUAAAAUAAAAUGUCCUUACGGACAUUACUAUUAUUUAGAAAAACAUGAAAUGGCUAAUCAUUUACAAACAUGCCCUUACAAGCCAAGAUCAGUUCAAGCUGAAGAAAUGCAACCGUACAUAGUGCAAGCUCAACGAGCUAGAAAUGAGAAUAUCGUUUACAACUAUGAUGUUGACAAUUUUGAAAUUGAUGAACCCUAUUGGGAUUAAUGAUUAAUUAUGUUUAUUCAUUUUUAGUCAUCAUUAACAAUUAAUGCAUAUUGUAUAAUAACCUAAGUAUAUUUUUACUGUUCUAAGGGAGAACCGUAAGUUAUAAUGUUAUUAAUACUUCCUUUUUUUAAAUUAAAUAUGUAAUUUAAGGUAUCAAACAGUUUUUAGAUUUUAUUUUAAUCAUUACAUUUUUUAUGCUCAAUUUAAAGUAUGUGAAUUCAAUUAGUACCAUAUUAUUUUCCUUAAGAAUAUUAUCUCAUUUUAAUUAUGAUAUACGGUGCUAUAAAUUAUGAGCUACAAUCAAUAUUUAUUGUAUAAAAAAAUAUCUAUUGUAUUACAGUGUUUAUCACUGAGUAAGACUGA